Molecule: messenger RNA, 522 nt
Organism: Aspergillus fumigatus Af293
Lineage: Eukaryota; Fungi; Ascomycota; Eurotiomycetes; Eurotiales; Aspergillaceae
Source: RefSeq, a predicted model, not a curated record
AUGUGGGUUGCCGCCGUGUACACCAACACGAUCUCCUGCACGUUGGUCUAUUCGAUUGCCAUCGUAGUGUACAAUGAGGGUGGGCUGGCAGCUAUUCCGGUAGUCAAGAAUUUGAUCGGAGCUAUCGGUCUCGGCUGUUACUGCUGGGGAACCACGAUCAUCUUUGAUGGCGGCAAAGAGUUGCAUGGACUGAAAGCCGUCGCGGUACUGAUGAUCGUUGGCAUUUUCGCUACUACGGGCCAUGCUCAAGACUUCCGUGACCGGACUGCAGACGCAACACGAGGCCGCAAAACAAUCCCGCUACUGCUCUCCCAGCCUGUGGCUCGCUGGUCACUAGCCACGAUAACAGCGGCGUGGACUAUAGGCUUGAUUGCCUUGUGGAAGCCCCCGGCUAUCGUUACUCUGGCAUAUGUUGCUGCGAGUCUCCGCUGUCUGGACGGGUUUCUCUCCAGCUAUGACGAAAAGGACGAUUAUGUGUCUUAUUGCUGGUAUGGGAUUACAGUUCUGGCUUCUUGGGAGUAA